UUCAAAAAAACUGCGAAGAGACCAAAGCCUCCAUUGCCUUUAGCUUCUUCUCCCCCAACCUCCACCUCCUCCUCACCCUCUUCGAUCCCUCAAAUCUCACAAAGAUUUCACCUUUCCUUAUCUCUUCUCCUUCCGGAUUCCGACCUGUCUUAAUCUCUGCGUUUCCGACGCAAAUUUGGCCUCUUGGGCAUGAUCCCUCGACUUGCUCCAUUGUUUUUUGCCUCCUGGUUUGCGCUGCUUCCUGAAAUUGGACGAGUCCAUGAACUCGCCCUGUUCUGGAGCUCUUGAUCCAAUCCCUCCCAAUUCCUGGAGCUCGAGCUGGGAGAUUCGGCUCUGAGCCUCGAGGCGUGGUGGUCUCGGUCCGGGAUUGCACACCCUGCCGUGGGAUUUUGCUAUCGGUGACCUAAUUCGGUGGGCAUUCUGGAUUGGUGAUGGAGCAAGAGAAGCAGCCGCCGCCGCCGCCGAACCAUCAGCCCAAGCCGGUUGUUCCAGCCGCUGCGGGCGGGAUGAAGGCGCCGGUGGUGGCGCCGCAGCAGCAGAAGCCAGCGGCUCCGGUGCCGAGGCCGUGGCCCGUGGCCUUCACCCCGAUGAAGCCUGCUGCUGAAGUAAAGAAUGUUACCCCAAAGAAAAGGAAGCACUGUAACUGUAAGAAUUCACGAUGUUUGAAGCUGUAUUGUGAGUGUUUUGCAGCACGUGUAAGUUGCGAUGGUUGUAAUUGUUCAAAUUGUGGAAACAACAGUGAGAACGAAAAAAUCAGGAAGGGAGCUAUUGAAGCGACUCUCCUCCGUAACCCACUUGCUUUUCAGCCUAAAAUUGAAAAUGGCCCAAGUACAGUCAAUGUUCGAAAGGAUAAUUCUGGAGCAGUACCUCUUCGACCAAAGCACAAUAAAGGCUGUCAUUGCAAGAAGUCAGGAUGCUUAAAGAAGUACUGUGAAUGCUUCCAAGCGAAUAUCCUUUGCUCCAAAAACUGUAGAUGUAUGGACUGUAAGAACUUUGAAGGAAGUGAAGAAAGACGAGCUUUAGUUCAAGGGGACAAUACAUCUGAUAGAAAUAACAUUCAGCAAGCAGCUAAUACCGCUCUGAAUGGUGCCAUCGGAUCCUCAGGGUACAAAUGUUCUCCAGCGCGUAGAAAAAUAUCUCAAGAAGAUUCACUAUCAGAAAUGCAAUUUCAACAGGUGAAUCUUUCAGAUGUUUCACAGCUUACACCUUCUUGCACAGGAUUUGGAGGGCAUAACGGUUGUUAUUCCCAAAGUAAUUCGUCUAAAAUGAUUUACAGGUCUCCACUAGCAAACACUAUCCAUCUUAGUGAUGUCAAUGAUCUAGUCAAGCAUGUGGUGAUUGCAUGCAGAAAGGCAGCAGAAGCAUUUCCCACAAUAGCUGACAAUAAAGGGGUGGAGGUGGAAGUUGAGAAGGAAUUUCAUGCAAAUUAUGGCUUAAAUAAUAAUAGGAGCAAAGUGCAAGACUUGAAGGAAGCUUCUCCAAUGGACAUCCAUAGCAAAGCCUGUACAGAUCAGCAUAAUGUUGAUCCCAGGCCUGCAUCUCCAGGAACACAAGCACUAAUGUGUGAUGAGCAAGACACUUCGUUUGGAAAUGAUAUUUAUAGAAGUUCAUUUGCGGCGACGUCAUGUGAUAAGAAUAUUUCCGAGAUAAAUGCUUUGCAAGAAAACCUAGUAUUGACAGGGUUCCGGGACUACCUCCGUGUUCUUAUCACACGUGGAAAAAUAAAUGAAGCCAAAUCUUCAUCAGAGGCAGCCAUGGAGCUGAAUGCCCAGAGGUAUCAUGGAGCAACACCUGUUUUCCACCCUGUAAAAGCUGAAGAAAAUUAUAUUUCUUCUAAUGGUCCUGAAACCCUUAGGAAUACUGGAAUGCCUGUACCAAAUGAUGAACAAAAGUAAAGAGUCGAAGUUAAGACUAGGUACAAAUUUUAGCUGCUUCAAGUCGCCAUGUUAUAAAUGAUCACCUCUGUGCAUAGAUGGAUAAAGAUAGAUAAUAUAGUCCCUCUUGCCAUUCUGGCAACUGGUGUUGUAAGAGCAAUCAUUCAUGAGGUGUAGCCAGCAACGAUUUUCCUGCUACUCAUGCAUUUGUUAAUUUAAUCAACUGUAUGUUGUUUUACCUUGAGCAGUGGGAUAUUGUGAAAAAGCUGAUGCUCAUUUGUUAUGUACUAUCCAUAAUAUUCUUCAGAAUAUGUAGCGGGGUCUAUAUGCAUAGAUUUGAUUA
Molecule: messenger RNA, 2217 nt
Organism: Brachypodium distachyon (stiff brome)
Lineage: Eukaryota; Viridiplantae; Streptophyta; Magnoliopsida; Poales; Poaceae
Product: protein tesmin/TSO1-like CXC 5
Exons: 8
Coding region: 432-1895 (487 amino acids)
Biological process (GO): regulation of DNA-templated transcription
Cellular component (GO): nucleus
Source: RefSeq, a predicted model, not a curated record